This is a messenger RNA of Geodia barretti, 1851 nucleotides long. Lineage: Eukaryota; Metazoa; Porifera; Demospongiae; Tetractinellida; Geodiidae. The record is from the annotation of a GenBank genome assembly.
AUGGAGAGCCGCGCCGUACCCCGGGGCCCGAGCCAGAUCGCGUCCGAGUUCGAAUCGCGCACCUACCCGCGCGAGGCUGACGAAGACGACAUCAAGGACCUGAUCCAGAUGUAUGUUGAUGCCGCGAUUCGCGCCGAGCGCGCGGGCUUCGACAUCAUCUACGUCUACGGCGCGCACAGCUAUCUGCCGCUCCAAUUCCUCUCCAAGUUCUACAACAAGCGGACCGACCGCUACGGCGGCAGCUUCGAGAACCGGGCGCGCUUCUGGAUCGAAGGGCUGGCCGCGGUGAAGCAGGCGGUGGGCGAUAAUUGCGCCGUGGCGACCCGCUUCGCCAUCGACACGCUGUACGGCGCCGAGGGCGUGGAGGUCGGCGACGACGGCUUCAAGUUCGUCGAGCUCGCGACCAAGGAAGGCGUGGUGGACCUCUGGGAUGUCAACAUCGGCGACAUCGCCGAGUGGGGCGAGGACGCAGGCCCGUCCCGCUUCUACAAGGCCAACCACCAGAAGCCCUGGGUCAAGGACGUGAAGAGCAUCGCCAACGUGCCGGUGCUCGGCGUCGGCCGCAUGACCAGCCCCGACGACAUGGCACAGAUCAUUACCUCCGGCCAGGCGGACAUCAUCGGCGCCGCCCGGCCCUCGAUUUCUGACCCCUUCCUGCCCAAUAAGAUCGAGGAAGGCCGCCUCGACGACAUCCGCGAGUGCAUCGGCUGCAACAUGUGCAUUUCGCGCUGGGAGAUCGGCGGGCCGCCGCUCAUCUGCACCCAGAACGCCACCUCGAUGGAAGAGUAUCGGCGCGGCUGGCACCCGGAGAAGUUCGAGAAGGCGCCGGAUCCGUGCUCGGUCCUCGUGGUCGGUGCCGGGCCCUCCGGCAUGGAGUGUGCCCGCGUGCUCGGCGAGCGCGGCUACGACGUGCAUCUGCGCGAGGCCGAUGGCGAGCUCGGCGGCUGCGUGAGCUACAUCCAGCGCUUCCCCGGGCUUGCCGAAUGGGGCCGGGUGACCAGCUACCGCCAGAUCCAGCUCGACAAGUUGAAGACGGUGGAGGUGCACACCGGCAUCGGCCAGAUGAGCGCGGACGACGUGCUCACCUAUGGCGCCGACCGGGUCGUCGUCGCCGUCGGCUCACACUGGGCGACCGACGGGCUCAGCAGCGUCACCCACGCUCCGAUUCCCGGCGUCGACGCGAGCCACGCGCAGGUAUGCACGCCCGAGCAGGUCAUGGCCGGCAAGGAUGUCGGCGACCGGGUCGUCGUGCUGGAGGCCGAGGGCUACUACACCGGCGCGAGCGUCGCCGAAUACCUCGCCGACCAGGGCAAGCAGGUGACCAUCAUCACCCAAUUGGGUUCCUCGGUGCACUACACCGACUUCACGCUCGAGGCCCCCAACCUGCAUCGGAUGAUGCACGAGAAGGGGAUCAAGGAGCUGAGCUCCACCUGGGUGCACUCGGUCGAGACCGGCAACGAGGUCACCGUGCGCGCCUACCCGAUCUUCGGCGACGGUUACCGGCGGAGCGCCGAUCCGCGCACCGGCGAGCUGCCGCGCACGGCAAACACCCAUAUCGACGAGCUCAGCUGCGACACGCUGGUCGUCGCCACGGGCCGGCUCUCCAACAGCGCCCUCUUCACCGAGCUGAAGGCGCGCAAGGACGAAUGGGCCGCCGAGGAGAUCGACGCCAUCUUCCAUAUCGGCGACUGCUACGCGCCCCGGAUGAUCGCAGACGCGGUGUUCGACGGUCACAGGAUCGCCCGCGAGUUCGAGUCCGAGAACCCGCAGUACCCGCUGCCGUGGAUCAGGGAGCGCCAGAUUUGGGGCGGCGAGACCUAUCCGUCGCUGCCGGCGAACGGCGGCGCGUAG